Messenger RNA from Loxodonta africana (African savanna elephant), 12505 nucleotides. It is a transcript of the gene ZCCHC7, whose product is annotated as zinc finger CCHC-type containing 7. The record is from RefSeq and is a predicted model, not a curated record. Gene Ontology annotation, biological process: nuclear polyadenylation-dependent snRNA catabolic process; nuclear polyadenylation-dependent CUT catabolic process; nuclear polyadenylation-dependent snoRNA catabolic process. Gene Ontology annotation, cellular component: TRAMP complex. The transcript has 9 exons. NCBI's taxonomy places the organism in Eukaryota, Metazoa, Chordata, Mammalia, Proboscidea, Elephantidae. The coding region runs from base 1860 to 3470 and encodes 536 amino acids. Gene Ontology annotation, molecular function: zinc ion binding; RNA binding.
GUGUGACCGACCCAGAGCCGCCCGCGGCCGGGUACCCCUGCCCUCCCUCCUCCUCGCCCGCUGGGCUGUGGAACUAGCGAUUGUCUCUUUGCCAGCUUCGGCGUACCGUCUGUGUCCCCACUCGUGCCUGCGUGGGGCGCGACUCGUGGCCCCUCAGCCGAGCUCCCUUCCUCGGGCUGGGCUGACCGGCCUGGGUGUGCGCUUUUUCCUGCCUGGCCAAGGCCUGAAGCCGUGGUUCAGUAACGGCUGAACGUCAGCGGCCUCGGUGGGCUUGGCGUUUCUGCCCAUUUUACCUCGCGCUCCGGCUCUCCCGCCCCUCAAGAUUCCCUUGGCUCUUAGGGAAGCCAGCCAGUCAGUUAACCGUGGAGGUCCAGCCGCGCCAAAGGGAGCCCGGCCUGUGGGGACCGAACGGUGCUCGGUCACCCCCAGCAGCAGUGGGACCAAAAAAAAAUCAAGACAUGUGCCCCUUUUCCCAUGUAAAACAAGGAGACUUGGACCACAUUCACUAAGAUCCCUUUUAUCCCUCACGUCAUGUGAGCCGGCAGUUGCCUUCAACUUCAAGGAAGAGCUCCCGGUGCAGUAGAAAACUGGCCGGAGUCAGCAGGCCUGGGGUCUAGCCAUGGCUCGCUGGUGACGUUAGAAAUCUCUCGGCUGAAUUGACGUUUAUUUCAAGAUUACAGGAUUGAAUUAGGAGAUCUUUUAUGGUCUUUUUUAGCUCAAUAAAUAACGUUUCUCUGAGCCUGUUUCCCCGCAUUUAAAACCAGAGGGUUCAAUUUGAUGACUCUUGCAGGUGUUUUGAAUACUUAGUCUAUUACUUCCAAAGAAUUUGAAGUGGUCUCUGAGUGUAUUUAAGACAGCAUUAUGCUUUUGAGACAGUUUAGUAUUGCUGUUUUUCAAAGAAUCUAAGGGUGGGGAAUGAACCCAGGGAGAAGUGGAAGUGAGCAUUUGUUAGUAGAAAUGGGGAUUGUAAAACAGGUUGGAGAAGGAAAAGAGCUGAGGGAAAGGUGGUGAAGGAGGUGUUUCCAGAUAGGGUUGGUUCUCAUAAACAGACUUUUAUGUAUCCCAAGAACAGCUGGGGAUAUGUCUGAAUGAAUUUAGUCAUAAUUUUUUCCCAGCAAGAUUUUGUGUUCUGUCUUUGUGACCAUUGUUUCACACGCUGAGAUUCUUUACCCCAUUUAGAUUUGAUUGUAAGUGGCAGCCACAUUUCUUCACGUGGUCAGAAAUUUUAACAUUAUGAUCAACUUUUUUUCUGUUUCAAAUCUGUCACUGUCAGGGCAGCUCACUGAGAGUAAGGCAGAAAUUUUAACUUGAAAAUAAACUAUGUAUGUUAACCACUUUCCAGUGAAAAUUGUGGAUUUAAAAUCAAGCUGUGGAUUUGUUUUAAAUCCGUCUGAGAUUGGAUGCCUAUGUCAUCAAGAAGAAAUAUCUAGGCUAAUGAUUUUAUAAAAGUGCCUGGGAAGAAGAUAAGCACAAUGUCUGGAAUGACCAGUAGGCAGAGGCAUUGGCUUUAAAUAAUUUCUAAACAAAUUCUGGAACCUUACGUAAACCUUAAGUUAUCUAGUUUUAAAAAAAUUCAGUGAAUGAAUACUACUCUUUUUGAGUGGCGAGAGCCUUUGUAUUUAUUCUCUGUAUAGAUUCUAUGUAUUCUCAUAAGUUUCAUUGCCAAACUAGUAUUUUAGGCUCUUUUAUAAGAACUGUCUUGGUCAUGGAAUUGCAGCAGUCUUUUGAGUACUAACUUGGAAGGCUCUUGGAUGGUAAACUGACAAAUUUCCAUCUGAUUAAAAUGCCUCUUUCUUAGGUUUUAUACUCCGCUGGAAAGUAAAAUGGCUACCCGUGAGCAUCAAGGUUACUGAUUUUCCAUGAUGUUUGGUGGUUAUGAGACUGUAGAAGCAUAUGAAGAUGAUCUUUAUCGUGAAGAAUCAUCUAGUGAAAGUGUCGAUAGCGAGGUGGAAUUUCAACUCUACAGCCAAGUUCAUUAUGCCCAAGAUCUUGGUAAUGUUGGAGAGGAAGAACAUGAAGCAAAAGAACCUGGGAAUUCUGAAUCACCAAGUGGUAAAACAAAUCAGAAGAACCUAAUUGUCCUUUCAGAUAGUGAAGUCAUCCAGCUAUCAGAUGGGUCAGAGGUCAUUACUUUGUCUGAUGAAGAUAGUAUAUAUAGAUGUAAAAGAAAGAAUAUUAGAGUUCAACCACAAGAAAAGACCUGGUGUCCUCCUGCCCUUAUUCAUUCUAACGAGUUGGCUGAGAAGAAAUGUAAGAGGGAUACUGAGAAGCCCAACCAUGAAGAGAGAUCAGAUAUGAUCCCAGAAGUCAUGAUCAUAGAAGUCAGUUCAAGUGAAGAGGAAGACAGCACCAUUUCAGAAAGCGAUAAUGUGGAAAGCUGGAUGCUACUGGGAUCUGAAGUAGAUGAUGAUAAAGAUGAUGAUAUCCUUCUCAACCUUGUGGGCUGUGAAAAUUCUGUUAACGAAGAAGAAGAUGGUGUAAACUGGUUCAUCAGUGACAAAGACGUUGAGGCCCAGAUAGGUAAUAGCAGAUCACCUGGAAGAUGGACCCAUCGAUACUAUUCAGCCAACAAAAAUGUUACCUGUAGAAACUGUGACAGAUGUGGCCAUUUGUCAAAAAACUGUCCCCUCCCACAAAAAGUCCGCCCCUGCUGCCUCUGCUCUGAGAGAGGACACCUCCAGUAUGCCUGUCCAGCCCGCUUUUGCUUAGACUGUUCUUUGCCCAUGUCUUCCACUCACAGAUGUCUUAAAAGAUCUUUCUGGAGAAAACGAUGUGCCCGAUGUGAUAUGAUAGGCCACUACGCUGAUGCUUGCCCAGAAAUCUGGAGGCAGUAUCACCUAACGACCACACCUGGACCACCUAAAAAGCCGAAGACCCCUUCCGGACAAUCAGCCUUAGUGUAUUGCUACAACUGUGCACAGAAGGGCCACUAUGGACACGAAUGUACAGAAAGACGAAUGUUUAACCAAACAUUUCCAACAUCUCCAUUCAUCUACUACUAUGAUGACAGAUACGAAAUUCGGGAGAGAGAACAGAGAAUAAAACGAAAAGUAAAAGAACUCCAGAAAAACGGGGAUUUUCCAAGACAGUUCAAGAGACCUCAUAUGGAAGCAACAGAUAAGAGGCCCCACCAUGAUAAGAGAAAGAGUCAUGGCUCCUGGAGAAACAACAGGUGGCCACAAGAAAAGAAAGAAGCCCAAAAAGAAAUGACAAGCAGGAAUGGUAGAGAUCGUAAGAAGCAAAGGAAGGCUGACAAGUAUCAUGAAGUAGGUGAGGACUUCCCCAGGGGCCCAAAGCUCCACCAGAAGCCUUACCAGCCUUUUCACCACUCAUCACAUUACCGCAGGCCAAGAGAAGAAAAGCUGCCCAAAGAGGGCAAGCAGGGCAAAUAUAAGAAAAAGGAGAGAGGCCUGGAAGAUGAUGACAGUGAUAAUUUAUUUCUUAUUAAGCAACGGAAAAAAAAAAUCUAAGCUGUGAAACAGCUUCCGAUUUGGCUUUCCAGUGUUCAUUUUGUCUUAAUAUCUGCAGUAUUCUGGUAAUAUUUUUAUUAUCUAUCAUUUUUUUUUUUAUUAUGAAGAGGGUUUUUUGGUUUUGUUUUUAAAAUCUCGGCCAUUUCUGAACAAAGACCGUGAAGGUCUCAAGUCUCUGUAUCCAGCAGGUUAUUAGGUAAGAAAACAGAAAGAUAAACUCAGAUUUCUCCUGUUCUAGUAUGUCAUUUUUACUCAGUAGGAAGAAUUCAUCUUUUCAAGAAAACUUUUUAAGAAAUAUUUUGGGGAAAAAAAAAAAGCUGAUCUAAUGAAAUUUAUCUGCAGUGUAAAUGUGAAAAUUAAACCCUUGAGGGAAGAGAACACUAAUACAAAAAAAUGCACCAGUCCUUUUUAAUUUUUUUUUUUUUUUUUAAACAUCGGGAAGCACCACAGCUUUAGUAAAUCUAAGUCCAGCUUUUCUUGCUUCUGAAGCUGGUGUCGGAAUCUUCCUUUGGUCAGGGAAUCACAGGCUGACUGAAAAUGAAGACAGUAUCUUCACUGAAGACCUGAGGAGGCAGGGAGUUGGAAUGUAGCAAAGUUGCAAGUAAGGAAUCCAUUCCAUAGAAAUGUCACAGGACAUAUGUCCUGAAACAAGUGAAAAAAGAGUCACCAAAAAUUUUACCAUAAUCACAGUACAAUUGUUUUUGCCAUUUUACAGCCACACUUCAAGAAGACUGCCACUCAGAAAUCUAGAGAUGAGUUGCCCGCUUUAAAAAAAAUCGUUUUCGUGGGCUUUUUAACUACCACAAAGCUGUACAGAAUUUUUUGUACUCGUGAAUCUUUUGUACAUAUCAAAGCUUAAUGUUAGAAUAAGAAAAAUAAAAUGUCUGAAAUAGAGUAAAUAAGUGUGUCUGUUAUGUGAAAAGAACAUAAGAGUUUGUAUGAUAUGACAAAAGGCAUAACGGGGCUAGAGAAGUGGCUACAGUUAUCCAGUCACCACAAAAGAGGGUAAAAAAAUGUCUUUGUUGCCCAAGCUCAAGCUCUCUGCCAGGAUAAAGUGAAAUGAAAUCAGUUGAAUAGGGCAAUUUUAUAACGUUGGGUUCUUAAAUUUGUAUUUUAGACAAACUGCUACAUAUCUGAGAGGAUCAGCUCUCUCACCUCUUUGGGAAGAAGGGGGAAUUAUUGCCUCUCAAAUCAGCUUCCUUGUAAACUGUAGGUUGACAGCAUCCACCACUUUCCCUUGCUGCUUAGCUUUUAGCUAGCUAAUCUGAUCUUGCGGGGCAGAAAUGAGAUUGCCAUUAUUUAGGUUCUUUCGUACAUUGAAGAAUAGAGGAGGCCAGGAGAAAGGGUACAUAUGUAUGCUGCGUGAUUCUAAAGCAGUGUUUUCAUUUUUUUUCCAUUUGUUUCUGCACAUUAUCUUUUUUCCUCAAAACUUUUUUUUUUAAUUAGGCAAGCGUUUUAUUCUGGGGUACGAUUCACCCUCCAGUCUAUGCUUUCGGACGCAGAUAGGAAAGGAGGCUGUAGCUCCUUUACUUGUAGACACCAGUAAGGGAAGGGAAGAAGACUAGAGAAGCCUCUGCACCAUAUUUUCUUCAUUUCCCUCGACCCCUUGGCUCUUACACAAAGUGUUCAGUUAAAGUCAGUCAGUUCAUCAGUUAGUUGGUGUAUUCACACACUCUUUCCAUACACAGUUAGGGGGAAUAAAAGAAGUAUAGACUCAACAGUUCAUCAAAUAAGACUUUAAAGGGAUAAAUUCAAUGAAGAAAAGCAGAUGUCCAAAAUAAUAACAAUCUGGAUAGUUGCUGGGACUAAGAAGACUCUCGACAUCUUUUGUCUCUGGCCCCACCUUGAUCAGAGCAGCCUGAGUCUUUCCUGGGUUCCACUUUGGUUCAUGCCACCAUUCCUAGAAUAGAGUGGGGAGAAACAGCUCUUCUGUUCUCUCAAUGGAAAUCCUUGCCUUCAUGGACGAUGCUAUUAACAACGCCUAUUAUUUCAGACUGAUGCCAUCAACAGUGCUAUUAUUAGCUCUUUUUUAUGUUAUAUAAGUAUUAUAUACUCAUUUUAGGAGAAAAAGGUUGAAAAGAAAAACAUAAAAAUCAUACAUGAUUCUUCCACCCAAAGAUACAUAAAACUCUUAGUGUCUGUCCUUCCAGACUUUUUUUCUGUACAUACAGUAUAGAAACAUAUUUUUACAUUCUGUUUUAUAACCUAUUUCAUCGUGAACCUCCUUCCAAUUAAAUAUAUGUCUAGGUCAUUAUAUUUAAUGGCUGCCUGAUAUUCUGUUAUACAGCUGCACCAUAAUUUAUUUAACCAAAUCCUCCUUGGUGAAUGUUUUGGUUGCUUCUAAUUUCAUCGUUUUAAAAAGUCCUUCUAUACAUAUCAUAUCUUCUCUAAUUAUUCAAUUGUGAUAAAUUUAUAGAAAUGGAAUUUAUGGGUCAAAGGGCAUGCAUAGUUUUCAUUCAAGUUUUGAUACAUAUUGUCAAAUUCUAUUCCCAAAAAGUCUCAUGUUCCCCCUAGUCGUUUUUACAUAUUCCUGGCAGAUUAUGAGAGUGUUCAUCUUCUGUCUCUCACAACAUGGGAUAUUACCAUUCCUUUCUCUUUUUGCCUAUAGGGUCUGUCCUAUAGUGUCGCUAUGAGUCAGAAUCGACUCAACAGGAGUAGGUUUUUCUGUUUGCUACUCUGAUGGGCAGCAGUAUUAUUUCACUACAGUGAAAAGAUUGAUGUAAGGUAUGUUUGGGUAAGGAGACAAGAUUAACAAUGUAUCAGUAAUCUGUUGAUAAAAGAUAGGGAGGGAGAAAAGCUUGUCACAGAAAACAACUGAAAAUGUUUCUGCCAAUGAAGGGUUACACACAAAAGAAGAGCCUUUCAUUCCUUCAUAGCCACCUUGAUCCCCUGAUCUGAUCAUUUUGGGUUUUCACAUCUUAGAGGGUACUGCUAGGGUCUGAUGAGUAGCCACUACACAUCCUACAAUGCACAGGACAGUCUCCCACAACAAAGAAUUAUCUGACCAAAAGUCAAUAGUUCUCAAGUUGAGAAACCUUCAUUGAAAUCCCCACCCAUUUCUCAAAAGAAAUCCUGCUCAAUAAGAGAGAAAUUCUUCCUGAAUUGAGGAGGCGGUGCUGGGAACCUGGAGAGGCCCAGGUGGCUAGAGUUCACAGGUCGGAGGGUUCAAGCUGCGCAGAAGGAGCCAGGAGAUCUGCAGAGGGCCCCCUUUGAGUCUUCAGCUGAGUACUGAGCACAGGAAACCACCUGAAAGGAUUAGAGGAAACUAUUUCUGGAACUCACACAAGGCCAAGAAUAGUUUUCUUAUCAGUCAGAGUGAAAAACUUCAUAAUUCAUGGUGCAUUGGCUACCCAGAAGCGUUCUGCCUCAGUAAUGGGGAAAAUUUAGACAAGGUCUAAACUCUUCUCUGCUUCAGAUGUCUGCUGAUAGAAUGAAGCAACAGGGCCCCAGUGCCGUUCUGUGCAUGACAUCACCCAAAUGGGGACAAAUAAAGCCUCAGCUAACUGGGCUGGGAAGUUGCACCUCCAAAUGGAAAGUUCUGAAGUGGCCCUUUCGGGAAGGUGGCUUCAAGGCUGGAGAGAGGAGGGAGUGAUUGUGGGGUCACCCUGGGGUUACACAGCUCUGCCAAGCCUCAGGCAGACAAAAGGAGAUUAAGUCUUUAAAUUAUCAAUAUAUGUGAUGUCAAGCAAAGAACAUAGAAGCCCACCAAUAUAAUACUGGGGUGAAAACCCUGAUAUUUCAGAAAACAACCACACCUGCAUUUUUAGAGAAGCUUAAUCUGAGAGGACUAGUCUUAUUUCUGAUCAAAAGUCACUGUUUUAGAGACCCAGGGGUUUUAGGGUUGUCAACUGUCAUACUCUAUCAGACAUGUUUCUUGCCUGUAGAGGGCUUCCAGUCUGAGGUGGGGGAGAGAAGCACUGAGAUGAUGACAGCCACUCAAGUUAGGAAGAGGCCUGGAUGCAGGACACUACACACAGAGAAGAAAGAGGCGCUGCUUCCAGCGUCAGUGGGGCAGGGAUAGUGGAAACCCAGGAAAACUUGGCGGAGGAGGUGGCCCUUGGAGCACAGGAAAGACUUUGACAUGCAGGAUAAGAAGAAAUGAAUUUCAGAUGAAAGAAGAGUAUGAGCCUGGACAUAGGAAAAUCUAGGUCACGCUUAAGAAGAGAGUCUAGUACAAUUUGCCUUGACUAUGGGUGACAUGCAGGGGAAUAGAGGACAAUACAUUGGAGUGAGAUCACUGAAGGCUCGGAACUUCAGGCUAACUUCUCUGUGUUUCAAUUUCCUCAUCUAUAAAUUGGAGAGAAUUCUCGAGACCACUGUGAAAAUUCAAUGAUCUAAUAUACAUGAACUACUUACAAAGCGUGUGACAGAAAUGCUUUAUAAAUAGUUCAUACAAAGAAGUGUAGGGGGACCCAUCAUAGCAUUUUGAGUGGGGAGAAGAAAAGUGCGUGCUUAGAGAUGGAUUUUAGAUUAAUAUAGCACUGUGCAAAUUAGCACUUCUGUUAAUAUUCUUAUAAGUUGCCUUUAUCUGCCUUUGUACAGAGAGGCAGUAGGUGGUCUUUAUCUCAAAUAUGGAAACUGAGGCAGAGAGUUGGCAAACUGAAGCAGAAUUUUCUUUUAACAUUGAGUUUCUGAUGAAAGUUUACACAUCAAAUUAGGCUCCCAUUUGACAAUUUCCAUACAGAUUAUGCAGUGACAUUAGUUACAUUUAUUGCAGUGUGACAGCAUUUUCUUUCAUUGUUUUUUGUUUGUUCCCUUUCCAGUACCCUGGUUUCCCUGCCCCAUUAUCUUCUCAUCCUUGCUUUUGAGUAAUUGUUGACCUUUUGGUCUCAUACUGAUAGUUAUUAAGUAGAGCACCAACCUUACAGGUAAUAGCGUUUAUUUUGUGUGCCACUGCUAUUUUGCUAGAAGGUGAUCUCGGGAUCUGAAGCAGAAUCUUGACAAAAUCCUAAUCCCUAGAACUCAGUACAAGGCCUCCCCUGGUAAAUUUUGUACCUUGGUUUAAAAAAAAAAAAAAGAACUAUUGCCGUGGAGUCAAUUCCAACUCAUGGCAACCCUAUGUGUGUCAGAGUAGAGCUAUACUCCAUAGGAUUUUCAAUGGCUGAUUUUUUUGGAAGUAGAUCUCCAGGACUUCCUUCCAGGGCACCUCUGGGUGGACUCUAACCACCAUCUUUUUGGUUAUCAGCUGACUGCAUUGACCCAUUGUACCACCUACAGACUCUGACAACCCUAGAUACUAAAAAAGUUGUUCACAAUUAACUUCACCCGUCAGUCUUCUUCCUCCUCUCCCUCCCCCUCCCCCACCCAAGUGAGGUGUGAGAAGCUGAGGGCGGAACACGGAACCUCCCUGAAACCAUCUGUGUGCCUUUCUCACCCUCCCUCGCCCAGCCCCCUCCCACCCAGCUUUCCUCGCCUGGGUGAUCUUUCUGGGAGGGGAGCCUGUCAAACUCCCCUCCACCUCAGCCUCCUUUCACACCUCAGCUUCAUCCCCCACGGCCACCCCUACUGGAGCCUCUAGGGGCCCGGGGGACCCACCAUCAUCCUGGACAAGUCAUGGGUCACCAGGCACCUCUCCUCUGUGCCUACACCCCAUUAAUCAUCUCUUCCUGGUGAUUUGCAUGGCAGCACUCCUACACUUGGCUGCUCAGUGGAGUUUCCUGGUGGUAUCACCUCAAUUAACCUUGGCCUCCUGGGUCACUCUGAAUUCCCCUGCCACCGUACCACAGACCAAGCUUGCUUGUCUGGGCUCCAGGGAGUCCUGUCCUUUUCAGGAGCUUUUCUUUUCCAUCAGCAAGCCAGGCUGUGCACACAACACCAUCUUGUAGAGGAUGGGGAAACCCGAGAAUGCAGAAUUUAUGAAGUUCUGGUGGAUGCCAGAGCCACAAAGGGCCUAAAAGAUUGUCUAGUCCAAUCUGGCCUCACCCUACUACACCCCCAUUUCACAGAUAGGAAACCUGAGACCGGAACCGAUGUUAUAGAUUGAAUUGUGUCCCCCAAAAUAUGUAUUGAAAUCUUAAGCCCUGUACCUGUGGAUAUGAUCUUGUUUGGUAAUAGGGUUUUCUUUUGUUGGGGUAAUAAAGCCAUAUCAGAGUAAGGUGGGUCCCAAACCUAAUCACUUCUGAGUUACAAAAAGAACAGAAUAGACACAGAUGCACAACAGGUGGAAGAGGAAGAUAGACAAUGGAGACAGUGCAUCUACAUACAAGCCCAGGAACACCAGCAUUCCUGGCAGCUGAAAUAAACAAGGAAGGACUUCCUCCUAGAGCCACACCCUGAAUUCAGACUUCUGGCCUCCUGAACUGUAGAAAAAUCAAUUCCUAUUCUUUAAAGCCACCCACUCAUGGUUGUUCUGUUACGGCAGCACUGGAUAGGUAGAACACCGAGGAGAGGGCUUGUCCAUGGUCACACAUCAAGUCAGAGGCAGAGCCAGGCCCAGGGUUGGGUGCCCACCUGAUUGGCCCCCUCUACCUCCUUUUGACGAACUUUGGCAACAGAAUUCAGUUUCUUUGCAAACUUCAAGCUGUGAGUGAGUGAACAUUUUGUUUAGUGUUUAAAUAUUGAGUUUCAACAGACUUGUCCUCUCCGGACACCCUCUGCUUAGCCAUGAGCUGGGCCGUGGCAUGGGCGAGAGGGGGCAGGCAGGAGAAGUCAGGCUUGUGGGACACAGAGACCUCCCUACUGGCUGGAGAAACCCGCGUUCUCAGCACAGUGAACUGAGCCCCCGCUCCAUGCUCCGAUGUGUUUCCCUGUCACUUUCUACCCUUCUGAAGUCACACCUCCCCACAGAAUCAUCGUGACCAGCCAGGGAGCAAAUGAACAUGAAAAUACAGGAAUCAGACCUGAGGAUGGGAGAAAAUGGGGAAGGGAAGUAGCAGAUCAAGGGAACAGGAGGAGACACCUGAAAAUCUCUGAGUUCCCAGACUGUCAAGGGACCAGUCCCCAGCACUUGCCAUCAAAUAUUGUCUUCAGGGUUCCCAGGACACAAAAAGUCACCAUUCUACAGUUUGGAGAACCUUCAGAGACUAUCAAGUCUAGAACCGUCUUGGAAACCGCAGCCCAGCGAGGACCUGAUAUCCCAUACUGGGUUAGGGGCAGAGCCAGGACUGGCACCCAGGCCCCCGACACCUAGCAGGGGGCUCUUUCCACAGGGUGGGGAAGGGGGCAGGGUUUGGAGGAGGCAUGAAGCAGGGGCAUCAAUGGCUGGGCUCUGAGCUUUUCUAGAGGCUGGUUAGGAGGCGGCAUAGAAACACCACAGAGAAAAGCUGGGAUUUCUCUGUGACAACAGAUUCUUAAGAUGCUGUGAGGAAAUCGUGUGGUUGUGAUGGCUAAAGAGGGGUGGUGAAAGUGAAAUUUGCAAUUUGUGAGAGGGGGAAACUGAAAAUGUGUUCUUCAUCCCAUGCAAAUUACCUGUGGCAUUUUAUCCCGCACCUGCAGCAGCUUACAACAUACACAAAACCCGGGGAUCAAGGCAGGGCUCCGUUCCCACACAGUCUCCCGGGCUUAACAGCUCCAAACGCAAUAGACCAGGAGCAGAGAAAGUGCCCCUGCGUCUCUGGGAGCGGCCUAAGAAUCCUGUGCUCAUACAGGCAUCUGCCCCACCAGGGGCCUGCUGCAGUGAGAACCGACCUGCUUCAUAACCCGGCCGGCCGACAUGGCCCCUUUAGAGACCACCCCCUGGAGACAGCACUCAGAGCCCACCCCAGUCAGCUCCCAUUUCCUGUCCUGCUCAUCUCCUGCCACUCCCCCUUGUGUUCUACCCACCAGACACCCGUGUCCACCCUAGAACAAGCCCUGCAUUUUCACUCCUGCGAGUUUCUCAUCCUGUGUUCUCUGCCAGAAAUGCACUCCUUCCCUUGCUUCCCCUAAUCCUGACAACCUAGCCAGAAAUUCCCACCAGGAGACCUUUGUGUCUGCAUCAGGCACAUCAGUGUGUCUCUCGGCUACGCCUCCCAACCUCCUGUACUUCCUCAUUCUAGCCCUUAGCUGCUGUUUUUAAAUCAUCUGUUUACAUUAUCAGUCUCACCCAGUAAGCUGAGAGCUCUUUGCGGGCAGGUGCUGUCUGCUUCAUCUUUGUAUUCCAAGCACUGAGCACUGUCUUGGCACCCACUGGAGCCCAGGGGUGGCAGACAUCAGGGACACGUGUGCUGCCACCCUGCACCUCACACAGACAUUGCUAAUCAAUCAUGAUUAUCUUUUUCUUAGAACCUCAGAAAGGCUUGGCUGCGCUGCCUGACAACCAAGAUUUGCUCUCUUGCUGAGACCCAGUUACUGUCCCAGACUGGAUGCUCCAUAAAUGUGUAACCCAGAUCUCAGCUGGGAUUACUGGCCCCUCAGAGAUUUGGCUCCAACCCCCAUCCUGUGCUCUGUGCUGGUCUAAAACCUCUCUGGAAUUUCUUUGAUAUGCUGGAGCUUACUUCCUCUGGUCCCCUCAUGCUGCCUGGGUCUCACUCCUGAAACAAACUAGGCAUGGAGUGACAGACCUUUCUCAGCCCACAGACACACACACACACAUAUGUACACGCAUGCAUAUCCAUAAACACACAUGUAUAUACUUGGCGCACCUUACACAUGCACACGCAUGUACACAUGUACACACAGACAUGCACAUACACGCACUUGCACAAGUACACCCCCAUUAAGCAUUUCAUGAGUUUUGGCAGCUUUGGUAAGGAGUCCUGAUAGCAUAUUGGUUAAGCGAAAGGUAGGUGGUUCAAAUCCACCAGCCACUCAUGAGGCUUUGGUGAUGGAGUGCAAGGUACAUGUGACUCUUCCAGGUCACAGGGGAAGAUGCCUGUGAUACCAGGCUCCCCUUCAAACCACGGCUUUCACAAGUGGCCAGGGCUCCAUUGGGCAGGAUAAAGUCAGAGCUGUAGCACCCAUGCCCUUGCUCCAUCUGGCCUCUGCCUAGCCUCUUCACUCCUCCCUUACUGCUCCUCUGCUCCUGAACCCUGCACCCAGCAAUAAUGCCACCCUGGGCUCUUUAUGGAAGCAGACUGUCCUUAUUUAGGAGAGUUUAAAAAAAAAAAAAAAAACAG